Pelodiscus sinensis (Chinese soft-shelled turtle) is the source of this 3953-nucleotide messenger RNA. The record is from RefSeq and is a predicted model, not a curated record. Lineage: Eukaryota; Metazoa; Chordata; Testudines; Trionychidae.
ACUCCUGGGUCCCCUUCCGCCCCCCAUGUCCAGUCUCUCGAAGGGCCCUUCGCCUCUGGGCCCAGGUCCUCGGCCCACAGCUCUCGCCUCCGAAUUUGCUGCUGGAGUCGCUCCGGACAACGAAGCGUUAACGCCCCUCCCUGUCCCGAGCCGGGCUCGGCGCCGCGAAUCCGGAGUCACACCGGGCUCGGGCCCGAGCUGCGGAGGGGAAAUGACACGGCGCGCCGCUUCCUGGGGUGAGGGAGCCGCGGCCCCAGCGCUCGCUGCCUCCCCGGCGCUCACUCGGCGAGUCGGGGAGCCAGGGGCGCAUGGCCCGCGGCGCGAUGGACCGGUGCUCAAACCACAGCCCCGCGGAUGAGACCAUCUCAGCCUUGCACCCUGACCGGCUGGCGAGCCUGGAACUCCGACUGCAGAGCCAGGAGGAGGAGCUGACGCUGGUGAAAUCGGCCCUAGCUGACGCGCUGCGGAGACUCAACCUCUACGACCGGCAGAUCCCACUCCUCACGCAGCAGCUGCUGACAGCAAAUGAUGCCAUCCCAGACGCCCAGCAGUUCCUGGACUCUUCACCUGGCCAUGGGGUAUCCUGGGUCCAACUCACCACCAGCUACAGCCCAGUGCCUGCAUCAGGAGUCGUGCGCCAUGAAGAGCUGGGCGCAGGGAACCCACGGGGCGCCCCCAUCAGCACUGGGACCCAAACGGACGAGUCAGACCUACUGGGCAUGAAGUGGGGCUGGAGCCACAGCCAUGAGACCCCUCCAGGGACCGGGGUUGAGGCAAAAGAGCCAAAUGCUCUGGGGAUGCCUCUCAGUCUUCCAGGCCUGGCCCAGUCCCCAGUGGCCCAGCCAAUCCCAGCCCCUGACAAGCUGGGAACAGGCUCCCCGCAGGACUCCUCCAAGUCUCCCCAUGACUGUGAAGAAACUGCCCCACUUCUGGGCAGUGCAGAUGGCAGCCAGCCCCUUGAGAGUCCGUCCCACAGGGAGGAGAUGCUGUCCCCAGAGCCUCCAUCCGAGGGGAGCAGCAGCAGCAGUGCCACAGUUUCUCCAGUGCCAGCGGUCCAUGCCCUGAAAGGCACCAGGAAAGAGCUCCUGCGCAGGAACAGUUCCUCGGACAAGGCCGAUAAGGCGAAGGCCCGGCAGCACCUCAGCAAGAAGGCAGCGUCCUCUGCCAACCUGCUCUCACGUUCCAGCAGCCUUGAGAACCGGAUGAAGGACCCUAACCUGAGCCCAGGACCUUUGGGGUCUCGGCGUGGGAACUACAACCUUGAGGGCCUCUCAAUCAAGAUGUUCCUGCGAGGCCGGCCCAUCACCAUGUACAUACCAUCGGGCAUCUCCCACUACGAGGAGCUGCGUUCAGAGCUGCCUGCUGAGCACCUGCAGCUUGACUGGGUCUAUGGGUACCGUGGCCGGGACAGCCGCUCCAAUCUUUACGUGCUGGCCUCCGGGGAGCUGGUUUACUUCAUUGCAUGUGUGGUGGUGCUGUACCACAUCCAGCACCGCAACCAGCGCCACUACCUGCGCCACACUGACUGUGUGCGAUGCCUGGCCGUGCAUCCUGACAGAGUGCGUGUGGCCACAGGGCAGACUGCUGGCGUGGACAAGGAUGGCAAGCCCCUGCAGCCCUUUGUGCACAUCUGGGACUCCUCCACGCUGCUCACCCUACAGCAGAUCGGCCUGGGGAGCUUCGAGCGGGGGGUUGGCUCCCUUGCCUUCUCCACGGCUGAUCAGGGGGCCUAUCUGUGUGUGGUGGAUGACUCUAAUGAGCACAUGCUGUCGGUGUGGGACUGCGCCCGUGGCACCAAGCAGGCCGAGAUUAAGAGCACCAAUGAGUCCGUGUUCACAGUGGAGUUCAACCCCCUGGACAGCAGCAACUUCAUCACCAGUGGGAAAUCCCACGUUUACUUCUGGACCUGGAGCGGCAGCACUCUGAGCAAGAAGCAGGGCAUCUUUGGGAAGUACAAGAAGCCCAAGUUUAUCCAGUGUUUUGUGUUUGAUGCCAACGGGGAUGUGCUGACUGGGGACUCGGAGGGGAACAUCUUGACCUGGGCACGCACGGCUGCUGACAUCCGCACGCUGGGCAAGGGCGCCAAAGAGACAUACCAGAUCGGGCGUCAGACCCGGGCACACGAAGGCAGCAUCUUCUCACUCUUCCUGCGGCACGAUGGCUCAGUGCUUAGUGGUGGGGGGAAGGACCGGCGCCUCGUGCACUGGAGCCCCAGCCUUGCACUGCUUCAGGAGGUGGAAAUCCCGGAGCAGUUUGGGGCUGUGCGCACCAUCGCUGAGGGCCCCGGGGACGAGCUGCUGGUUGGGACUACGCGCAACGCGCUGCUCAGGGGCAGCCUGGGCACUGGCUUCACCCCCAUUGUCCAGGGUCAUACGGACGAGCUGUGGGGCUUGGCCACCCACCCCUCACGGAGCCUUUUCCUCACCUGCGGGCAUGACAGGCAGGUCUGCAUGUGGGACAGCGGGGAGCAUACAGCGGCCUGGAGCCUCACCCUGGAGGAGACUGGGCUCUGUGCUGAUUUCCACCCCAGUGGCAGGGUGGUGGCCGUGGGACUCAACACUGGACGGUGGAUGGUGCUGGACACAGAGACACGGCAGGUGCUGUCAUGGGGCUCGGAUGGGAACGAGCAGCUCUCGGUGGUGCGGUAUUCGCCAGAUGGUGAGUUCCUGGCCAUUGGCUCCCAUGACAACUUCAUCUACAUCUACAGCGUGGGGGAGGGGGAGCGCAAGUACAGCCGCUUCGGUCGCUGCACGGGACACUCCAGCUUCAUCACCCACCUGGACUGGUCCAAGGACAGCAAGUUCAUCAUGUCCAACUCAGGAGACUACGAGAUCCUCUACUGGGAUGUGGCUGGCGGCUGCAAGCUGCUGAGGAAUCGCUUUGAGAGCCGUGACCGGGAGUGGGCGUCAUACACCUGUGUGCUGGGCUUUCAUGUUUUUGGUGUGUGGCCGGACGGCUCAGAUGGCACAGACAUCAACUCCCUGUGCCGCUCCCACAAUGAGCGUGUUGUCGCUGUGGCAGACGACUUCUGCAAGGUGCAUCUGUUCCAGUACCCCUGCGCCAGGGCCAAGGCGCCCAGCCACAUGUAUGGGGGCCAUGGGAGCCAUGUGACUAACGUGCGCUUUACCAAUGAUGACAGCUAUCUGAUCUCACUGGGGGGCAAGGACACCAGCAUCUUCCAGUGGCGAGUGCUGGGGGGCAGCCUCACCCAUAGCUGCUCGCUCUCUUCUGCUUCCCUAUCUUCCCAGGAGGCAGGAGGCUGUGUCUGAGCCGGAGAUGCUACAGGGACCAAGCCUCAUUGCCUGUAGGCCUGGACAGCCCUGGCACAUGAAUCUCAGUGAGCGAGGCCCAGCCAGAGGGUUCCCUACCCCCUGGCACUAACACAUGCUAAUAAUGCGACCUGAUUCAUUAACACUGGGGAAAAGGCCUAAAUUCUGCUCAGGGCCUGGUACAGGUCAGAGUGGUGAGGCAGGGCCAAGGGCCUGUUGGCAGCUCCCACCACUGGGGCCCAGGGGCUCAUCUGGGAGGGUGUUGGGAUUGGGACUCUUGCUUUGGAGGCAAGGGAUGGGUCUGGCAGGGGAACUCAUGGGUCAGGGAACUGCAGGAUGUGUUAAUGGAGGCAGCAUGGCCUUAGGGUUGGGGCUGUCCAUACCCACCCUUGUUCCCCAUGGUGGAGCAGUAGCCCCAUUCCCAGAAUGUGUAUGUGUGAUGGGACCUGUCCACCUGGGGGCACUCUCCUCUCUAGGGGCCUGAGGGCUGCCCCCAAACCUGGGACCAAGCCUGGAGAAGCAGGACACUGCUCUCUCCACUUUGUUUACAUUCCCAGCUGCGCCAGAGCAGCAAGACGCUGAACACUGUGAGAGGCAGCAAUAAAGCCUUGGCAUCAGGGGCUGGGCUCCCGUCUCUUUCCUUCCAGGGGUGGGGAGCAAGCAAAUAACAGUGGUAGGGGGCAG